This is a messenger RNA of Pyricularia oryzae 70-15, 3293 nucleotides long. RefSeq lists its product as uncharacterized. The record is from RefSeq and is a predicted model, not a curated record. NCBI's taxonomy places the organism in Eukaryota, Fungi, Ascomycota, Sordariomycetes, Magnaporthales, Pyriculariaceae. The coding region runs from base 877 to 2748 and encodes 623 amino acids. The transcript has a single exon.
GCUAUGACGAUUCAAGAAAGAUCCAAGUUGACGGAUCAAACAGUCACGCUCGUUGAGGCACAGAGACACGCAGCGAACCUGCUUCUGCCGUUAUGUACAGUACCUUGGCUAGCUCAAGUUCAGUCUAGAAUACUGUACCGUGCGGGCGACUGUUUGUUUCGUCCCGUGCAUUCGAGGCAUCUUGAGGAAGAGAAAGGCCCAGACAAGGUUAGCUAUAUCCCGGCCAAGGCGGCGACACAAGAGAACGGCAGAGAACGGCAGGGAACCAAGAAGCUGCUUUUCUGCGUUAAGUUAAUUGACAGCAGCAUAUUGUACACAUACAACACAGCACCGCACAGCACCAUUUUUUAUUUUUUGUGUUUGGUUCUCCCGGUUGAUCCGAUCCGAUUGAUACCUGGCUGUGCUCGCCUCAACCCCCCCGCGCCUCCAUCUUCUUGCGCCCAGUCACCAUUGGAUCGACCAAGUCAAUUGGUUAGGUGCCUACGAAUCCCCCCGUCACCCACUCCAAUUAGUAGCAGAAAGCUUGGUCAUUUCGACGGUGACGGUGUUGGUGCAUGCUGCCAACAGGGGAAUAUUUCCCUUGCAGCCUUGACUGAUCUGCAUUGGUUGUGCCUUUUUUCGUUGUAUUUCUUAAUUCGGAUUUUUUUAUUGUCACUGCCCCUACUUCCCCAGGAAGACCGUGGAUUCUUGGGGGUGAGAUGGGUGCCGCAUCGCGGAUCUUCAAACACUAAAGUGGUCUAGAACUAGCCACCAAUUCAACCCAGGCAAAUCAACAGCUACGCCCGUGACGACAUAUAACAAAGAGAGAGAAAACAACCCCCUGGCUACCCCUGUGUUGCCGAACCACGAGGGGACUGCCGCAUCCACGACGCCGUGAUGGCUACCGACCACAACGCGGCUGUCGCUGCGUCCUCAUCCAACCCAUUCCGCCGAAGAGGGCCCUCUUCAUCCGCUUCCGUCCAUUCCCCGCCGCCAAUCUCGGUUCCUGACGGCCUAUUCGCAAGCUUCGACCCCGUCUCUGCAUCAGCUGCUUCAAGCAACAACGAUAAUUACGGCAGCGACAUAUUUAGACAGCAGCUGCAAUCCCUACCCAAAUCUGCCGAGGCACCACCCUCCACCACCUUCCAGAGACCCAAGCCGGUGAAAAAGGUCCGUGUGCAGUCGCCCCCGCCAUCGUCUCCCGAGUCCGUCAAUGCCGAAUUUGAGGCUCGUUUUCCGGCCCACGGUCCGCCGCACAUAUCAUAUGAGGUGCCAGGUAGCGAUGAGAGCAGCAGCGACGACGAAGAGCCACUACGGAGUGCUCUAGGCGACGGGCAUGGCCACAAUUACAACUCAAACGGCGGGGGUUGGAAUCAACAUCAGGCACCAAGCCCAGCGAGGCCACCGCCGAACCCUUUCUCGAAAACAUUAAGCGACUUGGAAAAUACCUCUGCAGAUGGCGCAGGGGUAAAUGCAAUCACAGGCGCAAAGGGUUCCAUGGAUGUGGAUGCGUUUAGGAGACUGCUGAUGACAGGUCAGCCUGGUGCACCGCAUGCCCCAGCCAGUCCGCAAGCGCAGCUGCAGCCCCCAUAUCACCAAGGAGAUGCCGCAAGCAAUACGGAUGCCUCGUCUAUAUCUCGACAUUCCAUAUUCGACGCCUCGAACCUCCCUCAGGAGACUCCUCGUACAUCUCACGAAAUUUCAGAUGAUGAAGAUGAGGAUGAGGAGCAUGGCCUGUUACCCACGCAGCGUACCCAGCGCAAGACGCUUCGCAAGAAGCCACCUCCACCAGCAUCGAGGCACGGGAAGCCAUUCAAUCUUGACCUGUCGGGUCAGGACUCUGCCGAAGAGCCUGGGCUCUCACCAAAACUCAGGUCCUCAUCGGCCAACUCAGAUCUCAACAAACCAUUGCCGCCAGCACCAAGGCUCCCCGGCGGGGACACUAAUGAGAGCGUCUUUGACCGCGAGGCUGCAGGGAAGAUACCGGAAGUCGAUGUAGACCCGGAUGCGCCCGAUGACGAGAUUCCGCCUCCAAGACCACCAACUCCCCCUAAUGCUUCACACUCCACUGCGCCACUACCUCUACCCAAGAAGCCCGCAGCGCCGCCGCCGCGUAGGGGCGGGCACGGUCGGAGCGACAGCAGGGCUACUGUGACAUCACUGGCUUCCCCGGUAUCAGCCACACACAAUUCAAAAGAAGACUAUGAGGACGGGGAGAGCGUGCGCCGUCCAUCUUCAGAUUCUAUACGCUCCAGAUCCUCAAGCAUCCGCGCCCCAGCGCCGGCCCCACCGCCGCCGAGGCGGUCCGCUGCGUCUAGUAACCCACCGAGACCAAACAAUGGCCUUACGUCUCCUGGGGUAUCGAGGACACCUACAAGCCCAGGCUCGGGAUACACGUGGCCGGGCGACUCUCCUACACCGCGCGUGAGCAGCGGAGGAGCGCCACCGCCCCCACCGGCGAGGAAGAACUCGGUGAGGAGCGGCAGGCCCGCCAGCAUCCGAAGCAUCGACUCGACCUCACGCCGAAUCGAUGGCAGCGGGGCCUUGACGCCGACUUCAGCCGCGGCGCCGCCCCCGCCACCUCCUCGACCGCGGGGACGGGGUGGAAGUAGGACCAGCGCAGAUGGAGGUUCGGACAGCAUGGUGCCCAGGGUGCACGAGCCAGUGCCGGAGGAGGUUCAUAUCGGGGAUUCCGGGGCUGGCAAGGACAUUUUGGCAGACCUGGAUGCUCUGCAGAGGGAGGUUGACGCGUUGAGGGGUCUGAAGUAGGGGCGCUGCGGAACAUGAUCACUUCUAGUCUGCUGGGUUCUGUAUCAAAAAAUACGGGAACGUGGUCAAGUCAAAAGCAACCUAUAGAGAGCUCAAUGGAGAUGACGGUGGACAGUGUCAUAGAGAUACUCGGACGGAUGGACUGUUGCAUCUUAUGACGCUAUCAGCUAAGUGUUUCUUAGCCAUUUUCCUUUUUGUUCUACGAGGAUACACUAGCUUGCAAUCAGCCGCUUAGUGCCUAGAGGCUAGACGAGUGUUGGCUCGGUUGUGCUAUGCUUCUGGCUUUCCUCUAUCUCUUUUACUUCUGCUGUGCAGUUAGUUUGAAUGGCUGGUUUUGGGAUGGUGUUUCUGGAGGGACUAAUAUAGGCCUUUUCUUAUUUUAUCUUGAUCAAAAACUCAACGUAUCGAGAGCUCCCAAGCCUCUCUUCAUGCACACACGUACGAAUGCUUUUCGGCGGUGUGGAAGUGCAGCGGCUUGAGCGGUUGCAGUUCCUAUUGCUCAGUUGUGUGGAGUCGUAGCACCCUGCUGGACUUUUCUUCUCUCC